UUUACAGUGAAAACCAGCCUAGAAUGCUUGAUUGAGGGAAUGCAGUAGAGAGCUUGGUGCCUACAAUCUACCUCCAAGUUUGCUUUACAGCUGACACCAUGACAGCAGAAGAAAUGUUAAACAUUAAAGAGGAGGACAUUAUCAAGCUGAUUCUGGACUUUCUCAACUUAAGAAGGCUUCAUAACAGUAUGCUUGCCCUGGAGAAAGAGACUGGCGUCAUCAAUGGCUUGUAUUCUGAUGAUGUACUUUUCUUGAGACAGCUAUUUCUUGAUGGCGAAUGGGAUGAGGUUCUCCGGUUUAUCCAGCCCCUGGAGUGUAUUGAUAAGUUUGACUCAAACCGGUUCAAAUACAUAAUCCUGAAACAAAGGUUUCUUGAAGCUCUCUGUGUUAACGUCAUAUCUGCAGAUGAUGAACGACAACACCUUGAGUAUAAAAUGCAAGGAGCUGUCAAGUGCCUUCAUGCCCUGGAGAAGCACUGCCCUUCUAAAGAGGACUAUAGGAGACUCUGCUUGCUACUGACUUUGCCUCAUCUGACCAGCCAUGCUGAGUACAAGAACUGGAAUCCCAGCACAGCAAGAGUGCUCUGCUUCGAAGAGGCCUAUGCUAUGGUCUCAAAGUUCAUACCAGCUGAUGGAAAGCUGAGCAGAGCUGGUUUCAAGGCAAGCAACAACCGUCUGUUCGAGCUGAUUAUUAAAGGGAUGCUUUAUGAAUGUUGUGUUGAGUUUUGUCAGAGCAAAGCAUCAGGAGAAGACAUUACAAAGUGUGACAUAUUGAUGGAUACUGACAUACUUUGUGGGAAUGGCACAGAUGAUAUGGAUUUAAGUUUGAUGUCCUGGCUGCAGAGCUUGCCAACUGCUGUGUUUUGCUAUGCAUUUGAGCAAAAGGUGCUUGACAUUCAUGUGGACAAGCUGGUGAAGCCCACAAAUGCUGCAAAUGCAGAACAGUCGUCUUCCUUUGUGAAGAGAUAUUCUCCCUACCCAUCACCACGGUUGAGACGACCCCUGUCUGCUGAUGCUUAUGUGUCCCGCUCUCUGAAUCCUAAUCUGGAUGGCCUUUCUUUUGGGUUAUCUCUUCAUGACAAAGGCACCAUGGACCAACAUGGAAAGUUAUUUGAAAAGACACAGUCCUUUGCAAACCUGAAGUACCCUGUAUCUCAAAGUCUGACUAGAGGUUUCUUGAUGGAGAAUAUAGACUCUCAGAAUGUUGGUGAAGACUCCUUACAGAGGAACUGCAGUUCCGACCGGCGACUACUACGUACCAACAGUCAUGAAUCCUUGAGUCUCAGUUCAUCUUCUGGCUCAAAGUCAUCUAGCAUUGGCUCUCCUCCUGGAUCAAGCCGAGGACUAAGAAAUGCAGGGAACAAUCAGAGUGAAAAACCAAAGAGUCAGUUUAUCACCAUAAAUGUUCUUGAAGACACUCAAGUUGUUCGUGCUGUUGCCUUUCACCCUAGUGGUACUCUGUAUGCUGUUGGAUCCAAUUCUAAAUCUCUGUGUGUCUGUGCUUAUCCUGAAGUUUCAAAUCCAAGCAAAUACAGCUCACCAAAGAAGCCUGUGGUGCGCUUCAAAUUAAACAAACAUCACAAAGGUUCGAUAUAUUGUGUUGCUUGGAGUCAUUGUGGAAAGCUGCUAGCCACAGGUUCAAAUGACAAAUAUGUGAAAGUGUUGCCUUUCAACUCACAACUAUGCUGUGCAACAGGCCCAAACCUUGAAUUCAGCAUGCACACUGGCACUAUUCGGGACCUGGCCUUCAUGCAGGGACCAGACAGUGGCAAGCCCAUUUUAAUAAGUGCUGGUGCAGGAGACUGUAACAUCUACACCACAGACUGUCAGAGAGGCAAGGGCCUACAUGCCCUCAGUGGACACACAGGACAUAUUUUAUCUCUCUACUCAUGGGAUGGGUGGAUGAUUGUGUCUGGCUCACAAGACAAGACAGUCCGAUUCUGGGAUCUGAGAGUGCCAAGCUGUGUCCGAGUGUUAGGGACGGCUUUCAAUGGAUCAGGCAGUGCAAUUGCCGCUGUUGCCGUUGAUCCAGCUGGCCGCCUUUUGGCUACUGGUCAGGAAGAUAGUAGCUGCAUGCUGUAUGACAUCAGAGGAGGGAGAAUGAUGCAGACCUACUGUCCUCAUAAGAGCGACGUUCGCUCGGUUCGCUUCUCACCUUGUGCCCACUAUUUGUUAACAGGCUCCUAUGAUACAAAAGUAAUGAUCACAGACCUGCAAGGGGACCUCACCAAACGACUUCCUAUCACACUUGUGGGAGAACACAAGAAUAAAGUGAUACAAUGCAGAUGGCACCCUCAGGAUCUGUCCUUCUUGUCUUCAUCAGCCGACCGGACUGUGAUGCUAUGGAUGCACCGGGCAGGAUGUUUUAAAUGA
This is a messenger RNA of Polypterus senegalus (gray bichir), 2372 nucleotides long. RefSeq names its product WD repeat-containing protein 47-like. The record is from RefSeq and is a predicted model, not a curated record. Gene Ontology annotation, molecular function: protein binding. NCBI's taxonomy places the organism in Eukaryota, Metazoa, Chordata, Cladistia, Polypteriformes, Polypteridae. Bases 99 to 2372 code for a protein of 757 amino acids. The transcript has 12 exons.